Fusarium mangiferae is the source of this 1548-nucleotide messenger RNA. RefSeq lists its product as uncharacterized. The transcript is spliced from 2 exons. Gene Ontology annotation, biological process: amino acid transmembrane transport. Gene Ontology annotation, molecular function: amino acid transmembrane transporter activity. Gene Ontology annotation, cellular component: vacuolar membrane. NCBI's taxonomy places the organism in Eukaryota, Fungi, Ascomycota, Sordariomycetes, Hypocreales, Nectriaceae. The record is from RefSeq and is a predicted model, not a curated record. The coding region runs from base 1 to 1548 and encodes 515 amino acids.
AUGGCUGAAAAGACAUCUCUCGGUUCUGGAGGUGGAAGCCCUGACCCAGAACGUCGCCAAUCUGAACUCCAAACCCCUUCGUCACGAUGGGCGUCUCUGUUUGGUGGCGAGGGUGUCACUGCUGGACCUCGAAUUGCUCAAUUGCCCGAAUUUGUGAGGCGUGAUCUCUCAGACUCUGAGGACUCAAGCUCUGCCAUUCUCAACAAACAGCUGGCUGCGGAACAGGGAGAACAGAUCCAGUACCGCACUUGCUCAUGGCAAAAAACUGCUGGUCUGCUUUUCAGCGAAUACAUUUGUCUUGCCAUCAUGAGUUUCCCUUGGUCGUACAGUGUUCUCGGAUUGGUGCCUGGUAUUAUUCUGACGAUUAUUGUUGCUCUCAUCGUUCUCUACACCAGUCUCGUUCUCUGGGAAUUCUGCCUCCGCCACCCAGAGAUGCGCGAUGUUUGCGAUAUUGGACAGAUGCUAUUUUGGGACAAGAAGUGGGCUUGGUGGGCAACUGCUGUGUGCUUCAUUCUCAACAACACCUUCAUUCAAGGUCUUCACGUUUUGGUUGGUGCCAAGUACCUCAACACCAUGACCGAAGCCGAUGAUGUUGGCAGCUGCCGGACCGUUAUGUUUUCGGUUAUCGUUGCUGUCAUAAGCUGGGUCUGCUCCCUGCCCAGGACGUUCGACAUGAUGGCCAAGCUCGGAACAGCAUCGGCUUUCUUCACAUUCAUUUCCGUUCUGCUCGCCGCCAUCUUCGCCGGUAUCCAGGAUCACCCAUUUGGAUAUGAUCCUGCAAAGCUGGGCGAGCCUAUUGUCACAGCUAUCCCUGUCAAGGGCACGACCUUUGUCAACGGAAUGUCCGCUUUUCUCAACAUCAGCUACACCUUCAUCGGCCAGAUUACCCUGCCCAGCUUCAUUGCAGAGAUGCGAGAUCCCCGUGACUUCCCCAAGGCUCUGUGGGCGUGUACGAUUGCUGAGAUCAUCGUUUUCAGUCUCGUUGGAGCCAUCGUAUAUGCUUAUACCGGCAACCAGUAUGUGACUGCGCCGGCUUUUGGUUCGCUCGAGAACGUGUACAAGAAGGCGGCCUUCUCGUUUAUGAUUCCCACCAUCAUCUUCCUUGGCACUCUCUAUGCCUCAGUAUCGGCACGCUUCGUCUUUUUCCGACUCUUCCGAAACUCCAAGCACUUGAACAGUCACACCCUUGUUGGUUGGGGAUCUUGGAGUGGAAUUCUUCUUGUGACUUGGAUCUUUGCUUUCAUCAUCGCCAUGGUCAUCCCCUUCUUUAACUCUUUGCUGUCCGUUAUGUCGUCUCUCUUCGAUAGUUGGUUUGGCUUCAUUUUCUGGGGAGUUGCCUAUUUCCGAAUGCGCAAAGCUGAUAAAGAGAUUGGUCGACGACAUGGCAAGAUCGCUGAUCUCACCGGAAACAUUGUUAACCUCAUCUUGAUUGCGAUUGGUAUUAUGUUUCUUACUGUUGGUACAUAUGCCAGUGUACAGGGUAUUAUCGACCAGUACGAGGCUGGCACCGUGGCUGGCGUAUUCUCGUGUGCGUCUAACGGUCUUUGA